This is a messenger RNA of Xenopus tropicalis (tropical clawed frog), 2225 nucleotides long. The record is from RefSeq and is a predicted model, not a curated record. NCBI's taxonomy places the organism in Eukaryota, Metazoa, Chordata, Amphibia, Anura, Pipidae.
ACUUCUUGCAACAUCCCUUCUGCCCGCAGCAGCCUCUGCCGUCUCUUGGCUCCCGGCAUGCAGUGGGCGUGGAGCGCUUCAAAAGCCUAGCGCAGAGCGGCCAAGCGCAGCUGUUGCAGUCACACAGGGGCAGAAUCGGCACCAGUCGGAAUUACACUCCGUCCUAUUGUUGCCUGGGAUCAUAGCUCGCAUUGUUGGUUACAACAUAAAUCUGUCCGUCUUCCACGGAUUAUCUAACGCUGUCGCCAGCUUUACUCCUGGAUCCUGCUGGUGAGAGCGCCCUGUAGCUUCCCGGGGAGGGUGAGUGUUUUCCAGCAGCAGCAGCGAGGAGAAGAAUGUUGGAAAGCAGCUGCAAGGUGGUGAAGGAGGGACUGCUGGAGAAGAGGAGCGAUGGCUUACUGCAGCUGUGGAAGAAGAAGCGCUGCAUUCUUACCGAGGAAGGGCUCUUGCUCAUCCCACCCAAACAGCUGGAGCAGCAGCCGAGCCCGCCCGCCGAGCCCGCUAGGAUCAAGGAGCUGCACUUCUCCAACAUGAAGACAGUGGACUGCGUGGAAAGGAAAGGCAAAUACGUGUAUUUCACGGUGGUGAUGGCAGAGGGGAGGGAGAUAGAUUUUCGGUGCCCGCAGGACCAGGGCUGGAAUGCAGAGAUCACCCUGCAGAUGGUGCAGUACAAGAACAGGCAGGCUAUUCUGGCAGUGAAAUCCACCAGGCAGAAACAGCAGCACCUGGUCCAGCCGCAUGGCCACCGCAUCCGCAGCUCGUCCAACUCCGCAUAGCCUGCUGCUGCCAUUCACACAGCUCUGCCAUCGGAUUCCAGGUCUAACUAAAAAAGCACUUUAAUGGGCAUCAGAAGUAUUUUUGUUCAGCUCAUCUUAUUGACGCAUUUUGGAAAAGAACUGUGCCAGGCUGUUCAGUGGACAGGAAGAAGCAGACAUUGCCAGGCCUGCUAACCAAGAUGAAUGAUUGGUGUUUUCCUUGGACCAUAGGAAGCACUGAGUAAAUGGGAAAUCUACAAGAACCAGAUGUACUUUCAUUUUUUUGUAAUCUAUUUAUUCCUUCUUUUCUGCUAUUUGCCAAACUCCACUGCAUUCUGACCACAAAGUCAAAUGUAACUGAAUGUAUGCAAUAUCUGGCGUGCAGUCUGACUCACCAGCUCUCCAAGCGCAGAAGGUGUAAAUAUCUUAUUAUACAAUAUAUAAGGUAGUCAAAGGGCACAAUGGAAUUCACUGGCUAUUUGCAGAAGAUACAUGCAAGUCAUUUUAAGCCUUAUAAAAUAUUUAUUUUUUUCCAUUGCCGAACAAUCCCAAGAGACUCAAAAAAUCCUGUGAGAAGAAAAAAAUCAAACAGUGGAAUAAGACACUUUUGGUUGUAUUAUUAAUUCUCAGAUCAUGUUGAUAUUUUAUUUGUUUGUAUUGUCAGAGGGAUCAGCCACAUUCCCUUUUUUUUGCCAAAUUACAGCAGCUUUUGGUUCUGGACAGGAUUCAUGAGCUUUAUGUAUCAGAUGUCUUUUUAGAGUCCAUAGCAGCUCUGUUGCCUAAAGUCCUUUAUUUAUGUUCUGUAAAAGCACUCUGCAUACUGGACCAAUCUGUAUCUUAUUUGGUGUUAGGUGUAACCAGCUUCCGUUCUAGCAUUGUUCUAUGGACAUUUUACGGAAGUUUAAGGUUUUUAGAAAUGAGUUGUGGGCAGGAGGCCAAGGUGGUACAAGAGCCAUGUUGUAACACUGCGCAGUGCCACUCUGGACUUACUGGAACAGAGAGCUCUGGUACAUGUGUACAGUGGGCUUGCAUCUAAAAUAUUCUGUAACAUUGUGUCCAAAUGGUGAAAUAUGACUCUUAUCAACUUCUUACGUGUAGGUGCAUGUGUUAGUAACUGAAGGUAAAACAUAAGGAUAAUUCAAGUAAAUAAACUUGGACAGUGCCUAGUACCUAUAGUAUAUCAACCAAUAAACAGAGGGAAGGUCUGAUGGAUGUUUAUGUUGCCAACUCACUGAUGUAAUGUUUUCCAUCUAACAUCAAUCUGUCAAUAUCUUAAAUGGAUAGAAUAAAUCAUUAAAAGUGUUGCCUCCCCUGAUAACUCAAAGUGUAUUUUAAUCUGAUAUAUUAUGCACUGACACCACUGAGUACACUUCUGUUUCAGUUGUGUAUUGAUUUAUUCAUGAUGUAUAUAUUAUUUACAAAUAUCCAACUAAGAAUAAAGAAAAUUCCUACAUUUUUAAAAAAACAAAA